Messenger RNA from Salarias fasciatus (jewelled blenny), 3523 nucleotides. RefSeq names its product filamin A-interacting protein 1-like. Bases 516 to 2741 code for a protein of 741 amino acids. The transcript is spliced from 2 exons. The record is from RefSeq and is a predicted model, not a curated record. NCBI's taxonomy places the organism in Eukaryota, Metazoa, Chordata, Actinopteri, Blenniiformes, Blenniidae.
GGACUUGUUGAUGAUGUAAUGGGCGCCACUGACUGUGAGUGAGACUCCGUGUGCAGAGCACUUCUCAUAAUGUUUGGUUUUCCGGAUGGAAUGUCCACAUCACUGGGAUCUCCGGGAAAAGGAGAGGUGAACGACAAGAAACCCUUUUUCCCUCUGAGGAUUCUUUAAAAAAAGGACGCGGGCCAGCUGAGGAGAGCAGACUGAAGCUUCUGCUUUCGAAGGAGAAAGAAUACCAGGAAAUAAAAGAGCAGAAAAAUGAAAGAGAACUAUCAGUUCUAAAACAGGAGCUGAGUCAGCUGAAGGCUUUCGCACUGCUGGUUAUAAAAGAGCAACGGCGUCUGGGGCAACGGCUGGAGCAACACCGGCGUCGAGUUAGAGAACUGACUGCCAUCACCGACCAUAUCAAAGAGGAGGUCAGCGCUGCUCGGUCCACAGUGGAAGAGGAGUUCAGAUCCCCACAUCUCGGGCCGCAGGGCAGCAAUCAAGCUUCCGUCCUCCAGCAGGGCUGGAGCAGCAUGACGGCCCCGGGCCUGCUGUCCGAGGUGGAGGUUCUGAGGAGGAGGGUGGUGGAGAUGGAAGGGAAGGACGAGGAGCUCAUACGCAUGGCCGACCAGUGUCAGGAGCUGGACCGCAGGCUGGCCAACGAGGCCAGCCACUGCCGCAGCCUGAAGGUGGAGGUGGAUGAGCUCAGCCGCAGAAUCAGCGAGUUGGACAGGAUCGAAGAGGCUUUAGGCAAAAGCAAACAGGACUGCAGUAUUCUAAAGAGCAGCCUGGAGAGAGAGAGAGAGGCGAGCAAGGCGCUGUCUGAUGAGCUUGAUACUCUUAAACUCAGGGUGAGAGAGCUGGAGGCAGUCGAGGGCCAACUGGAGAAGAGUGAAAUGGUGAUUCGACAGGACCUGAGCAAGCUGAGAUCGCUGACUGUGGCUCUGGUGGAGGAGAGAAAGAGCAUGGCUGAGAGGCUUCGACAAGCCGAGGAGAAGCUCCACAGGAAGGAGGGCAAAAGAAGCGAACAAAGUAACUUGGCAACAAUGACAGAGAGGCUGAGAGAGGAGAAGCAGCAAGCAGUAAAGAGCAAGACAGAUUUAGAAGAAAAGAUUAAGGGGAUAGUUAAGGAAAGACGCGCGCUGCAAGACAGACUUGAAAUAGAAGAGGAGAGAAACAGAGAGCUGCAGAGCAAAAUAACCGUCAUGAAGAAAAGGCUACAGGUCUUAGAGAACUGGAAAGAAAAGGAAGAGAAGUACAGCUCUAUUGCAAACAGCACUGCCCAUCACUGCCAGUCCGAGGACAACAAAGUUAAGGAACUGACCCAGGAGCUGGACAAACUCCGAAAGAAGCUCCAGGACAAGGAGGACCUGGAGGGUGAACUGCUGAAAGUGGAGGAAGGCUUUGAGACCCUGGAAAGACGGCUCAAGGAGGAGCAGCGGCGGUCUCGGGCUCUGACCGACGAGCUGGAGGUGGCAAAGAGAGAGCUCUCCCGGUACGAGCAGGCAGAGAAGCAGGAGGUCAACCAGGAGCACGUCCUCCUCUGCCGCCUUCAGAAGGAGCAAGUCAAGUCCAGGCUUUUAACCAGAGAGGUGGACGCCCUGAAAGAGAAACUCCAGAAACUGAUGGGAACGGAGGAAUCCAUCUGCAGGGUGCAGAUGGAUCAGUCCACGCUGCAGAGAAGGCUGUCCCAGCAAGAAGCAAAGAACAAAGAGCUGGCCACAGAGAUGGAGGAACUGCUGGGCGAGUUGGACCGGUACCGACGAAUCAAGAACGUGACGCCCGUCGCCAACAGAGAGUUCUCAAACCCUCAUCAGACCACCAAAGAGGUCCAGACCGAACCCGCUGAGAGCAUUCUUCCAACCUACCGGGGCGACAGUGACAGACUGGAUGAGGAACAAGGUGACGAAGACCCCAAUCACAACUCCGAGGGCCUGAACAGGAGGCGCUCGCUCGUCAACAACUUCAACAGUCUGAACAGCGCAAACAACAACCUGAGCCAGUACAGCGGCCACGCGGGAAUCGACAUGCACCAGACGGCUAACGGAGACGUGAUGACGCUAACGCACACGCCGGGGCAGCCCUUACACAUCAAGGUGACGCCGCACCACAUCCUCAACACGGCCACACUGGAGAUCAGCAGCCCCACGGGAGACGCAGCCACAUCCUACACCAGCACGGCGCUCAUCCCCACCACCGGAGCCUCGCCCAAGCAGAGAAUCACCAUCAUCCAGAACUCCGGGCCACCUGCAGGUAAUCCCAAGAGCCCGUCUUCAAGCCCCGACUGCACCGGCUCCCCAUCGGCCACCUCUCGGGUCCUGAGUCCAGAUUCGUCGCGCUCCGUCACGCCCGACCACUGCAACUCACCCAUCCAGAUAGUGGCAGUGCGGACCUGCUCUCCAGAGCCCGCCGAAGUCGCAAAUCAGGCCGUCUUCUGCAAGACCCCGGAGCGCCAAAACAGCUGGCAGCAUCAGAAAUCCAGCAGCACUGACGGCAGCCCGGGUAUCAUCACCACGGAGGAUAAUAAGAUCCACAUUCACCUGGGGAGCCCCUACAUCCAGUCCCUGAACGGCGUGACCCACGGCGUCACGCAGCCCGUCGGGCCGUACUACGUGCGACACGAGCAAAGGACUCAAGUGCUGGCCAACGGCUGCCACGUAAAAGGCGUCGGAAAGAUCACGAGUAGCAUCACCAUCUCCCCCGCGAGCUCGCCGGCAUCACACUCCUCAAACAUCACAGUCAGCGGCCUUUGCGAUUAGCUGGAAACGUUUCCAGAAGUGACGCGCAUCCUGCCAUUAAUGACCAUCCAAAGCCAGAUGUAUUAUGUAACAAUGACCAAAAAAAAAAAAAAAGCUUUUCUUUCUUUUUUUUCUUGCCAGUAUUCGUAUAUCACAUGACUUCCUGACUUUAACUGUCUGUAUGACCUGUGUGCCUCCGGAUAUGUGAGACAUCAUUUCCAUCAUGCUCUGUUCCAUUAUUCUUUUUUUUUUUUAAUCUGUUCAUUAAAUACAUUUUUGUUGUCAGUUAUUCUCUUCCUUUCAGUUGAAGCACAAGCAAACUGGAACCAGCAGAGUCGGAGCAACUAAAAAAGCUGAACACAGUUCAGUUUUAAAAGGGAAAAAAGAUGAAUUGCUUUUCCUCGACAUGGUUUUCUGACACAAUGAAACUCUCAACGCUCGCUGUGUCUGUUCAGGCUUUACUACCUCUUCUAUGAUGAGGGAAAAAUAAGCCUUAAAUGUAAUUAUCAAAGCCUAACCCUGCACAGUAUAACCUAAUAGAAGCGGAAAACUUGUAAACAUUUAAACACUUUUCUAAACAGCUUCCUACAUCUAUUAAACCACUUCCUUCAUUUCUACUCAGCCGCUGUGAAGAUAUAAAAGCAUUCCGCACAUGUCAUGUCCAGCCAGCCACCCGUCCCCGCUCACAUGGGAAGGACACUUUAUUUGGGUGACUUCUGACAGCUGCAGUGAGCCUCCUGCUUAUAUACUUGCACCGAUCUCGAGUCUUUCUCCCGUUAAUAAAUGUAUGUUUGACAAAUGUA